AUGUCUAUCACAUAGCAAUUUAACAGAUAGAUCGUCUUUGUUUCCCAAAAAAAAAUAUCAUGAUACGAAGCCAAUCAUAUUGCUUCCUUGGUAUUAUUACUAUCUAUUUCUUCUUUUGUCUUCUUUUGUUACCAAACAUCUUUGCUUCUCCCACACGGUACUUGUGCCGCCCCAACCAGAGGGAUGCUCUUUUGGAGUUACAGAAGGAAUUCCAUGUACCAACAACUUCAUGGAACAAGAGCGUUGACUGCUGUUCUUGGGAGGGUGUCAAGUGUGAUACCAUCGUGGGAGAGGUGAUAUUUCUAGAACUCCGUUACUGUAAUGCCAACACCUCUUUGAAAUUUAACGGUGGUCUUUUUAAACUCCAACAUCUUCGUCACCUAGAUCUUUCACUUUGCCAUCUCCAAGGGGAGAUUCCUUCUUCCUUUGGAAAUCUUUCUCAUCUCACACAUCUUGAUCUUUUUGGUAAUGAAUUAGUAGGUGAAGUUCCAACUUCAAUCGGUAGCCUAAGCCAACUAAGAAAUCAAUUCACUGGUGGGGAGAUAGUAUUAGCCAAUUUAACCAGCUUGUCCCAUAUAGACCUCUCAUCCAAUCACUUCAAAUCAUCUAUUUCUACUGACCUAAGUGGACUCCGCAACUUAGAGCAAUUUUGGGCGCAUGACAACUUAUUUUUCGGACCUUUUCCCUCGUUCUUGCUCAUGAUUCCUUCGUUAGUCGAUAUUGAUUUAAGCCAAAACCAAUUCGAAGGACCUAUUGAAUUUGGGAAUACCUCUUCAUCAUCUAAGCUUAAAGUGUUAAAUGUUGGCGACAACAAUUUUGAUGGGCUAAUCCCAGAAUCUAUAUCAAAAUUAGUCAAUGUCAUUCAUUUAUAUCUUAAGCAUAACAAUUUAGGAGGACUAGUCCUUAGUUCUAUACUGAACUUACGCAAUCUAGAACGUUUAGAUCUUAGCCAUAACAAUUUCAGAGGACGAAUCCCUAGAUCUAUAUCUAAGUUGGUCAAUCUCCAAUUUUUAGAUCUUAGCUAUAACAAUUUUGGAAGACGAGUGCCUAGAUCUUUAUCUAAGUUAGUCAACCUCAGUGAGCUUGAUCUUUCCUACAAUAAGUUAGAAGACCAAGUACCUUGCUGUUUAUGGAGAUCACCUAAGAUGUAUUCUGUAAAGCUUUCCCAUAACUCUUUCAGUAGCUUCGGAAACUCAGUGGAAGUUAUCAAUGGAAAAUCAUUAAGUUGGUUGGAUCUAAGUUCAAAUUCACUCCAAGGACCAGUUCCACAAUGGAUCUGCGAGUUUACAUUUUUAAAUAACUUAGAUUUGUCCAACAACAAUUUCUCUGGUUUCAUUCCUCAAUGUUUGGAGAGUUUCAGUGUUCUUGAAAAACUAAAUCUGAGAAACAACAUUUUAAGUGGGUUUCUACCAGAUGUGUUUAUCAAAGGCUCUUCGUUACGAUCAAUCGAUGUCAGCCACAACAAUUUGGCGGGAAAACUUCCAAGAUCUUUGAUCAAUUGUGAGUGGAUGGAUUUUCUUAAUGUGAAAGAAAACAAGAUCAAGGAUACAUUUCCGUUGUGGUUGGGUUCUCUCCAAUGUCUAAAUGUUCUUCUGCUCCGAUCAAAUGCAUUCUAUGGUCCGGUCUAUAAUCCCUCUGCCUACUCAGGGUUUCCGGGGCUGCGGAUCAUUGACAUAUCUAAUAACAACUUCGUUGGAUCAUUACCACAGGGCUAUUUUGCCAAUUGGACUACAAUGUCAUUUGUGUGGCAUGGUUACACCAGCCCAGAGAUGAACUAUGUGGGUACUUAUUCUCCUGUGUUUGAUUCGAUGGAUUUGGUGUACAAAGGAGUAGACACAGAUUUCGCUCGCAUCUUUCUUGGCUUCAAAGCUAUUGAUUUUUCUGGAAAUCGAUUCUCUGGACAUAUACCAGAAUCCAUUGGUCUGUUUAGAGAACUGCGCCUUCUUAACUUGUCAGGCAACGCAUUCACGGGCCACAUUCCAUCAUCCUUGGCAAAUAUCACAAGUCUCGAGACGUUAGACCUAUCUCGAAAUAACUUGUCAGGUGAAAUUCCUCGAGGUCUUGGAAAACUCUCGUUUCUGUCCAACAUCAACUUCUCCUACAAUCAUCUUGAAGGAUUAGUGCCUCAGAGCACACAGUUUGGUACUCAAAACUGUUCUUCAUUCAUGGGGAAUCCUGGACUCUAUGCCAUUGAGGAAAUUUGUAGAGAAAGCCAUCAUGUUCCCGUUCCUACCCCAGAGCAAACCGAGGAAUCUUUGUCCAUACCGGAAGAGCCAAUGCUGAAUUGGAUAGCAGCCGCGAUAUCAUUUGGACCUGGUGUGUUUUGUGGAUUAGUGAUUGGACAUAUCUUCACUUCAUACAAACACGAGUGGUUCAUAGCUCACUAAGCCCAUUUCUCUCGCGGUUUCGUCAAGUUUGUACUUCGGUAACUAUCCUAUCCUUGUUAAUUAUUCAUUUCAUGGUUUUCUUAUAAACAUUUGUCAAAGUCAUAAGCUGUAAUGUUCUCAUACAUUUGUGUAAUAUAUGGUCCAUGUCAGUUCCCAUGUAUCUCUGUUAUAAAUAUUUAACAAAGUGUCUUGGAAUACAUGUUUAUUACUCAUUA
Camelina sativa (false flax) is the source of this 2602-nucleotide messenger RNA. Its product is annotated as receptor-like protein 37. The record is from RefSeq and is a predicted model, not a curated record. Gene Ontology annotation, molecular function: protein binding. NCBI's taxonomy places the organism in Eukaryota, Viridiplantae, Streptophyta, Magnoliopsida, Brassicales, Brassicaceae.